Molecule: messenger RNA, 8980 nt
Organism: Chinchilla lanigera (long-tailed chinchilla)
Lineage: Eukaryota; Metazoa; Chordata; Mammalia; Rodentia; Chinchillidae
Product: myotubularin-related protein 3
Exons: 24
Coding region: 696-4361 (1221 amino acids)
Biological process (GO): dephosphorylation; regulation of autophagy
Molecular function (GO): protein phosphatase binding; phosphatidylinositol-3,5-bisphosphate 3-phosphatase activity; metal ion binding
Source: RefSeq, a predicted model, not a curated record
GCGCGCCCCCGCUCGCGGCCCGGCUCGGCGUCGGGAGCGCGCUCUGUGUGGCCGCUGCCGCCAUGUUGUUGUGGUUGUGAGAAGGCGGCGGCGGCGGCGGAGCAGCCGGACGAGACGCGCCAGCGGCCGAGCCCUGGCCCCCCGCCGGCCCUGGCUGGAAGCCUGGUGGGGUGGCGGAGGAGGCCGUGCCGUGGCGGACUUCGCCAUGUCCUGCCGCUCGGGGAACUCCUGCCUUGGACGUCUGUCUACAGGCUUCUAGCACAGACCUUCAGCCUUCCAGCAUAGAUCCUUUGGCUUCCUGAUAGUGACUCACAUGGCACUCUACAGUGAGCUCCAGGCUUUUGAUCUUUGACUGGCUCCUUGGGAUCUUCAAUGUACAGACAGCCCUUUUGUACUCUUCUACAUCUGACACUACAGGUGGCUGUUAUUUCCUUGUGAAGCCUUGUACAGUAGUAGAAAAAUUCUCAGGACAAACUUUAUUUGGGAUGCUAUAUGACUGAGCUACUUUCCACCUCAUCUUGUAAAUUUUGAGACAGAGUCAUGCUGUGUUGCCCAGACUGACCUGGAACUUGCUACCCCUUCAGCCUCACUUCCUGCAUAGCUUGGAUUAUAGAUCUGAGCAUAAGAGAAAGAAGAGUCUUGUCAGACACUGAAGAAGGGACGGGGAUCUCUCCUCCUAAUCUGGGCCUCCUGUCAUGGAUGAAGAGACUCGGCACAGUCUUGAGUGCAUCCAGGCCAAUCAAAUCUUUCCCAGGAAGCAGCUGAUUAGGGAGGAUGAGAAUCUUCAGGUUCCUUUCCUUGAGCUUCAUGGAGAGAGCACAGAGUAUGUGGGCCGUGCUGAGGAUGCCAUUAUUGCCCUUUCUAAUUAUAGACUUCACAUCAAAUUCAAAGAGUCUCUUGUUAAUACUGCUUCUCACUCUACUGCUGAAAUCCCAGUUCCAUUGCAGCUUAUAGAAAGUGUUGAAUGUCGAGAUAUAUUUCAGCUUCAUUUAACUUGCAAAGACUGCAAAGUUAUCAGGUGUCAGUUCUCAACAUUUGAGCAGUGUCAAGAUUGGCUCAAGAGGCUGAAUAAUGCAAUUCGACCACCUGCUAAAAUAGAAGAUCUCUUUUCAUUUGCAUACCACGCUUGGUGCAUGGAGGUCUACGCCAGUGAAAAAGAACAACAUGGAGACCUGUGCAGACCAGGAGAGCAUGUAACGUCAAGGUUUAAGAAUGAAGUGGAGCGGAUGGGUUUUGAUAUGAACAAUGCCUGGAGGAUUUCCAACAUCAAUGAGAAAUACAAGUUAUGUGGUAGCUAUCCACAAGAGCUCAUAGUGCCUGCAUGGAUCACUGACAAAGAACUAGAAAGUGUAGCAAGCUUCAGGUCAUGGAAGCGCAUCCCUGCUGUUGUCUACAGACACCAGAACAAUGGAGCUGUUAUUGCCCGCUGUGGACAGCCAGAGGUCAGCUGGUGGGGCUGGCGAAAUGCAGAUGAUGAGCACUUGGUACAGUCAGUAGCCAAAGCAUGUGCUUCUGACUCCCGAUCGAGUGGCAGCAAGUUAUCAACUAGGAACAGUUCUCGAGAUUUUCCCAGUCGAGGAGACCUGUCUGAUGUGGAGUUUGAUUCUUCUCUGUCUAAUGCUUCAGGAGCAGAGGGUUUAUCUGUCCAACCACAGAAGCUUUUGAUCUUGGAUGCACGAUCCUAUGCGGCAGCUGUAGCAAACCGAGCCAAAGGAGGAGGCUGUGAAUGCCCAGAGUAUUACCCGAACUGUGAAGUUGUGUUUAUGGGGAUGGCAAACAUUCAUUCUAUUCGGAGGAGUUUUCAAUCUCUGCGGUUGCUGUGUACACAAAUGCCGGAUCCGGGAAAUUGGCUUUCCGCUCUUGAGAGUACGAAAUGGCUCCAUCAUCUGUCCGUGCUUCUGAAAUCAGCACUUCUGGUGGUGCACGCUGUGAACCGUGAUCAGCGCCCAGUCUUGGUGCAUUGCUCUGAUGGCUGGGACCGCACCCCACAGAUUGUGGCGUUGGCUAAGCUCUUGCUGGACCCUUACUACCGAACCAUAGAGGGUUUCCAGGUCCUUGUGGAGAUGGAGUGGCUGGAUUUUGGUCAUAAGUUUGCUGACCGGUGUGGUCAUGGGGAGAACUCGGACGAUCUAAAUGAGCGUUGCCCAGUGUUUCUGCAGUGGCUUGACUGCGUUCAUCAGCUUCAGAGGCAAUUUCCUUGCUCUUUUGAGUUCAAUGAAGCAUUCCUUGUGAAACUGGUGCAGCAUACCUAUUCCUGCCUCUUUGGAACAUUCCUGUGCAACAACGCCAAGGAGAGAGGAGAAAAGCAUACUCAGGAACGGACCUGUUCUGUUUGGUCACUCCUUCGGGCAGGCAACAAGGCUUUCAAAAACUUACUGUAUUCCUCUCAGUCAGAAGCCGUGCUGUACCCAGUGUGCCAUGUGCGUAAUCUGAUGCUGUGGAGUGCAGUGUACCUGCCCUGUCCAUCCCCAUCUACUCCCGUGGACGACAGUUGUGCACCAUAUCCAGCCCCAGGCACUAGCCCUGAUGAUCCUCCCCUGAGCCGGCUACCAAAGACUAGGUCAUUUGACAAUCUGACUACAGCCUGCGACAGCACAGUGCCUCUAGCCAGCCGGCGCAGCAGCGACCCCAGCCUGAACGAGAAGUGGCAGGAGCACCGGCGUUCACUGGAGCUGAGCAGCCUAGCCGGACCUGGGGAGGAGCUUCCUGCUGCUGCUGACAGCCUGGGGAAGCCUGGCAGGGUUCCAGGGGGUGCCGAGCUGUCUGUGGCAGCUGGAGUGGCAGAAGGGCAGAUGGAGAAUAUUUUGCAAGAGGCCACCAAAGAGGAGUGUGGAGUGGAGGAGCCUGCCCAUAGAGGGAGUAUCAAGAUGCCAGAGGUCAAAGAGGAGGUACCUUUAGUGAAGGAGAGCAGGAUGACAGUGGCUGAGGGCUCAACCAUUGUAUUUUACCAAGAACCAGAGCCGGAUGAUGCUAUUUUGAGGAGCCACCCAGAUACCACCCUGUCUUUAUUCUCACAAGAUGUUCCUGAGAAGCAGGAUGGGCACAGUGUUCUCAGUUCACUGCGGGCUUCCCCCAAGGAAGAGGAUAUCCAGGAGGUCUCUGUGGAGCAGCCUCAAAUAGGGGCUAUCACAGAGGAUAGAGAGGGGACAAUUCCUCACAUCCCGGUAGAUGUUACAGUUGGCUAUGGUACCUCAUUGUCUAGUUCUCUACUACCUUCCCAAGUCCCCUUUGAGACCAGAGGACCAAACAUGGACAAUCCCAUGAACAUGUUAAUAGAAGAUAAGGUGAAGUCAGAAAGUGAAUCUCGAGUCCAUCAUAGACCUUGCCCUGUAAUCAGUGGCAGGUUCAGUGGCAAGGACAUGCUUCCCCCAGUGCUAGAGCCUAGGCCUGUGGAGAGGAGCGUAACUGAGAGGCCCCAGGGAGUGCCUGUGGUACAGAGGACUUCCCCCGGCAGCGCUGUCAGCCCAACACCAGCCCCUUGUGCCUUGGCUUUAGCUGAAUGUAAAGAGGGGCUUGUGUGCAACGGUGCCCCAGAGACUGAAAACAAGGCCUCAGAGCAGCCCCCAGUGCUUGGCAUUCUUCAGAAGUACCCCACGCCCAAUGGGCACUGUGCCAAUGGGGAGGCUGGGAGGAACAAAGACUCACUGAGCCGCCAGCUCUCUGCCACAAGCUGUAGCUCUGCCCACUUACACUCGAGGAACUUGCACCCCAAGUGGCUGCACAACCACUCGGGGAGACCAUCUGCAACUAGCAGCCCCGACCAGCCUUCUCGCAGCCACCUGGACGAUGAUGGCAUGCCAGUGUACACGGACACAAUCCAGCAGCGCCUGCGUCAGAUUGAGUCAGGCCACCAGCAGGAAGUGGAGACCUUGAAGAAACAAGUCCAGGAGCUGAAAAGUCGCCUGGAGAGCCAGUACCUGACCAGCUCCCUGCGCUUCAAUGGGGACUUUGGAGAUGAAGUGACCUCAAUACCCGACUCGGAAAGCAAUCUGGAUCAGAACUGUUUGUCUCGCUGCAGCACAGAGAUUUUCUCUGAAGCCAGCUGGGAGCAGGUGGAUAAACAGGACACAGAGAUGACCCGUUGGCUCCCUGACCACCUGGCUGCCCACUGCUACGCCUGUGACAGUGCCUUCUGGCUUGCCAGCAGGAAGCACCACUGCAGGGACAUUGACCGUGUUGAUCAAACGUGGAAUUGUGGGAACGUAUUCUGCUCCAGUUGUUGUAACCAGAAGGUUCCGGUUCCUAGCCAGCAGCUGUUUGAACCCAGUCGAGUGUGCAAGGCUUGCUAUAGCAGCCUACAUCCCACGAGCUCCAGCAUUGACCUUGAACUGGAUAAGCCCAUUGCUGCCACUUCAAACUGAAGCUCAGUGACCUGGGGUGGGCAGAGGCCAAGCUGCUGUUCCUCUGACAGGCCCAUGUAGCCUGGGAAGACUGAGAGGCCUGUGCACUUUGGAGUGGGGCAUGGAACCACCUGUACAGAGUGACAGAAAUUGGGAUGUGCCACUGGAUUUUAGAUUGAUUUUUCUUUUAACCCCUCUCCCUUUUCUAUCUUCCUUCUGCCUUCAAAAACAAACAGGUCCCCAGGUUGUCUUAAUUUUGUUUUUUUUAAUGAAAGACCAGGGGUUGCCAGGCCCCCUCUAACUGCUGAGCUGCCUUCUAUCAGGCACACUGAGGGAUGGCAUGGUGCUUCUUGGUGUAGAAGGUUGGUCAGCGAGGAAUAAAGGCCUGAGACAGUGAAUAGGAAAGAAAGCCAGUACUAAUAUAUGUGACCAUUCCUCAUGCCACCACAUCAGACUGGUUGGGAAACCUUUGCCGCUGGAGAGGCUGGAAGCAUCUUCCCAAGAACACUGCCCUAGGUGCCUCUCCCUCCUGAGAGAGGGCCCAUCCCACCUCACAGAUACGCAGGAUUGGCACUUGGAGGGAGGGGUACAUAAUGCAUGGAACCCCCAAACUCCUAUUGGGAAAGAAGGUGUGUGCUCUUUGAGGCAGGUGAGAGGAACUGGGGGUGGGUGGUCAGCAUGUUGUUCCCCAUGGGAUUCUGUUUUUAACUUGACCCAGAUUGUGUAAGGCUCCCUUCACUUUCAGGGAGCUGUUCCCUGGGUAGGCUGGGUACUGCUUUCUUGGGCAUAAAAGUGCUGGGGCCAAGGCUUCCCCUGAGCCCAGGCAUACCCCAGAGCCCCAUUCCAGGGCCUGAUCCCACAAACAAUCUCUCUUCCUCAGCCAGCGCAGGGAAGUCCAGACUCAGGGUUCCAAAAAUUCCCAUUCCCAAACCAAACAAAUCAUGGAUCUCCCAUUUAAGUGGUAGAAUCAGCCUUUAGAGUUGGAAAGGUCCCCACACAAUCAGCCUUCCUCCUCCUUCCCUUCUUUGGGCAGCACAAAGCACCCAGUGGUUCCCCUGCUCUACUCCUGACUACCUGAGUGAGCACAUGCCCACUAGCUGAUGGUUAAGAGGGAAGGGAUAGUUGGUGAUUUUGCAAGGUUCCUUAGAGAAGUGACUUGUCUUGAGGGGAGAUUCAGGGCACCUUUCCUCAGUGAGAUUUAAUGUGGUCCAAAAAGAGCCUUAAAUCAAGAAUAUUUGUGGUGGAAGUGAGUAUGGGGAAGAGUGGAGAGAAGUUUAGGUUUGUGCUCUGUAAGGUUGGCUCCAUGUUUUGUGCCUGCCCUCCUUCUUGGGGGAGGGGAAGGGCCACACUUGGCUCUGCUGAAAACUGGUAACAGGGCAGAUCAUGGUGAGGAAGUGAGUGUGAGGUCAGGUAACACUGAAGUUCCACCCUUCCCAGUCCUCCUCUUCCCCUUUGGAGGCAGUUCCCUGGCCAAGGGCAAGCUGUGUCUUAGGAAGGUGGCUCCUACGUGUCUUUCAGUAUGGUUACAUGUGGCCCAGACACCUUCCCUGGUACUGUCCAGCCAAAUCCCAGAGCAUCUUGAGCAUGAUCCCGACUCCCACAGCAGCAGAUUGCUUGGAGUCCGUGUUUAGUGAAACAGGGUGUAGUUCUUCUCCACUCUGCGUGGGCUUGUGCAGAUAGGGAGAAGUCAAUGUAGUUGAAGAUUGUGCAGUUCCUAGUGACAGGUGCCAAGAGGUUAUGAUACGGGUUUCUUGGGUCGGAUGUACAGUGUGAAUAAAUGCUUGCAGCUCUUAGCCCUUUUUUGAUCAAUGAAGCACUUUUUUAUUAAUAUUUUUCUUUGUAUGUAAAGGAGGAACCGUAACUCUCCAUAGCUGUACAUAUAACCUUUUUCUCCUAAAGAGGAGUCAGUGCUCCUAUAUUUUUCAUUUUUUGUCAAAGCAAGAAGUAAAUACUUUAGAAUUGUUAAAUAUAUAAAUAAAACGAAUAAAGCUGAGUGUUCUGCAUGGUGGCAUUUGCUAACACGUUCUAAUUCUUUGCCUAGUGAUUUACUCCUCUUCAUCCCUUUUCCUGCUCACAAAGAAGUGGUUUGAGGUGCUGUUGGGAAGCUGACCUUUGGCAAAGGAAAAAGUUAGACUGUUUUUGGAUUCUAGGCCCUGCCAAGGCACCUCACCAUGAUGCCUAAGCACUGAAAAACAUUUCCUUAAUGAUUUUGCCCCUAAGAUCUCCCAGGCUGAAAAAGGGCAAAGCAAUCAAGAAUUGUACAUCAGUAGUAAUUAAAACUACCUCUGACCUCUAAGCUUUUUACAUUUUUUUCCUGUUGCUCUGAUUUCAGGGCAUCCAGUUCUCUGGGCCCUAAAUUCCACCCUAUCCAGGGAGCAUUAACACCUGCCUGUUGCUGUGGGGAGCAGAAGGAGGCAUCAGGGGAGGAAGGUUAGGAAACUGCCUGUCAUUCUUAGAUGAGCAGAGAGAGGAAUUGGGAGCAGAAACAGAAACAGAUGGGAUUGGAUUUUGUGCCCAACUAGUGGUCCCCUUCCCUCCCUUUCUCCAUGCAGGGAGGAAACUCUGCUCUUCAGAUCUUUGACUUCUGCUUCCAUUUAAACAAGGCCAUGACAUCUGGUCACUUCUGAACUCGUUCUUGCUUUAAAAGGGGUGGAUUUUCUUUCCCGUCAUGGCUGUUGAGCAUCCUUUUCAUCUCUUGGUCUGUUGUGUACUUCUUCCCUCAGGAAAGCUGACAUUGAAUACCACUGACUCUGAGGUUGCUAGCCCACCAUCGACAGUGAGUUGGCUGGGCUCCGAAGUGUCCUGCUCAGCCCACUCCCCCGCCUCGGAGGGCCCUAACUCCUUGAGGCUUUUGUAGGGUCACUGUGUGAAUGUACCCUUUGACUAAAGAACGUAGCACUUACAGCAGAUCUGCUGGUUCCAAUCUCAGAGCUGUGGUACUAUCUGGCAGGUGUCUGAAAAUAAGCCUUUUGGAGGUGACAUCUUGGACCCUUCAGUGUGCCAAGUAAUCCAGUGUGUGUUCAGACCAAGUUGUGAAAAACCUGAGUGUAUGUCAUGACUAAAGUGUCUACACACAGCUACCAUUGACUUUUGAAGUCCAGUAGUGUAAUCCUCACCAAGUUAAAACAUUAGCAUGGUCUAGCAGGCUUGUUGGGGGGUCCAUAAAUGGAAAACUGCUGAAGGCAGGAGAAUGAACAGCUAGGAUAGCGGUGAGACCUGCACAGUAUAGCUCAAAGGCCAAGAACUGCCCUUUGGAAGGUAGUGCUGCAUGGAGAAAAGCAUUUGUUUGUGGGUACUGCCACCUGUGUUCAGCCAUCAUGUGGAGGAAUUAGGUCUGAAGCACUGAGGCACUAACAGUGACCUUGAGCUGCCAGGAGGUCCUUGUCAUCUCUGAACUUCCCUGUCUGGCACUGUGUCAUAACCUUGUUUUUAGAUACCUUGUUCUCUUUAACUCCAGUCACCCUCUCCCUCAAAACACAAAAUGAUAUGGCUGCCUUAAUCUAUUGGGAUUUCCCAGUAAGGAUGCACACAGCAUCUUUUCUUUAGUUUUCUGCUUAUAUGCUUACUGAUAAGUUCCAUGUUGCAGAGAAUAUUCUAAGAAUUAAAGUGGUACUGUGACAGAUCCAAAAGAGAAGGAACAAAAACAGUGCCGUAGAAUCUCUUAAUCGUAAAAUAUAUUCAAAUGAAAAUUGAGUGUAUAUCCUAGAAUAAGAUUACGAGCUACUGACCUUGAGAUAGCUGGUGUGCUUGUGUACUUACAUAUAAAGCUAGAAGGUCCUAUCCAUGUCAAAGUUAAUUCUAGAUCUUUUUAAGAACAAGUGCUGAUUUGAAAGUGCUGUUGAGGGAUGUCGUUUGUCUGGUGCCUGUUCAAGUGCCCUGUUCUAGGGUUUUGGGUUGCAGCUGUACUCUCCCCAAAGUUGCAUUGGCUGAUAAUAGGGCUAAUGGAGUUUAAAAUAUACCCUGGGCUCUGGAGGAAGAGUUGCAAAACAUGGCAGGAGUCCCAGCUGUUUAAUGUCUAGUCACAUACCCAAGACAGUUGUUCAAAGUUGAGGUUACUGACAAGAUCUCUCAAGGGCAGGACCAGAAUGUGUGAGAUGCCUCCUGUUACGAGUAGGGCAUAACCACUGUAAGCCUGUGACACUUAAACAUGAGUUCCAUUGCCCCAGCACCUAACUUGCUGAAGCCCUGCCUCUCUGGACUAGAUAGAGAUCAUCUAUUGUGCAUUCUGUGCAGAUACUGCCCUAACAGGCCUCCUCCACAGGACCAGGCAUGAGGGGUAUAGAGGCAUCCGCUGAACUGGGAAUUACAGUGUUUUUAGAUGCUGCUGUUGUAUUUUAUUUGCCAUUUAAUUUCUUUUAUAUCUGAGUUCUUAGCUUUUCUUAAAGUGGCCAUAGCAGUUGCACCUGAAUUGUACUUUCAGUGAAGUUUUACAUCAACAUUUUAAAUUGGCCUUUGAUUUCCAACUGGCUUUUUUUUUUUUUUCUUUUUCUUUUUUUAAAUGAGAAUAUAACCCAUGAAGCUUGGAUGUUGUUGAAAUGUACUGGUGUGUUGCUGCGGACAGUAGUGCUUGCCUAUUGUGACAGCAUUGAAUCUACUGUAGCAUCACUGGCCGUUUAAGUUGAAUAAAUAUGUCACUGUCA